Molecule: messenger RNA, 1603 nt
Organism: Colletes gigas
Lineage: Eukaryota; Metazoa; Arthropoda; Insecta; Hymenoptera; Colletidae
Gene: CycK
Product: cyclin-K
Exons: 8
Coding region: 238-1473 (411 amino acids)
Biological process (GO): positive regulation of DNA-templated transcription, elongation; regulation of transcription by RNA polymerase II
Cellular component (GO): cyclin/CDK positive transcription elongation factor complex; nucleus
Molecular function (GO): cyclin-dependent protein serine/threonine kinase activator activity
Source: RefSeq, a predicted model, not a curated record
UGUACGGCGUUGUACGUGCAUAGCAUCGAACUGCAGUUAUGUCGUGCAAUGUACCUAUGUUUUCGUUAAAACACAAAGGUGGCCAGUAUUUGUUAUCCGUAAUCAUAAACGAAUUCAUAAAAAAAAAAGAUUUUAAAGUUGUUAACACUAUAAACUGUUAAACUAUUUUUCAAGCUGUAAAAUUUCUGUGAUACGUACAAUACAAAAUAGCAUAAGCGAGCGAAACAAAAAAUAAAAAUGCCAUGCUGGUAUUACGAGAAGAAGGAAUUGCGGAAUACUCCGUCGAUUCAAGAUGGGAUUGAUUAUGAAACUGAGUGUAGAUAUAGGAAAGAAGGAGCACGAUUCAUAAUAGACACGGGCACAAAAAUGGACUUGGGUUACAAUACAAUGGCAACCGGUGUUGUUUACUUUCAUCGAUUUUAUAUGUUCCAUUCGUUUAAAAACUUUCCACGAUACGUGACCGCAUGCUGUUGUUUGUUCCUGGCAGGUAAAGUAGAGGAAACGCCAAAAAAAUGUAAAGAUAUCAUUAAGACUGCAAAGACAUUGUUAACCGAACAAAAAUUUAUGACAUUCGGGGAAGAUCCCAAAGAAGAGGUCAUGACGCUAGAAAGAAUUUUGUUACAAACUAUUAAAUUUGAUUUGCAAGUAGAACAUCCAUAUAGUUACUUGUUAAAGUAUGCAAAAUGUUUGAAAGGUGACAAAAACAAAUUACAAAAAAUGGUUCAAAUGGCUUGGACAUUUGUUAAUGACAGUUUAUGCACAACAUUGUCAUUGCAAUGGGAACCUGAAAUUAUAGCUGUUGCUCUCAUGUAUUUGGCAGGAAAGCUUAGUAAAUUUGAAGUGGUAGAUUGGAAUGGAAGACAACAGAAACAUUUACGUUGGUGGGACAUGUUUGUCGAAGAUGUUACUAUGGAUCUUCUAGAAGAUAUAUGUCAUCAAGUAUUAGAUUUAUAUUCUCAAGCUAAUAACACAAAACCGCCGGAUUCACCGCCAAUGACACCAUCCAACGAACCAUGCAGAGACAGAUCUGUACCAGUACCUCCCGCCGAAGCAUCGGCAUCUACCACGCCAAAUGUUACACCAGGAAAGUCUACUAAGGUUGAAGUAACUGCAGUCUCCGCAAAUGGAUGCCCAACUAUCGAUGGUACAGAAACGGUAAAACCAAUUGAUGUGGCACAACAUUUCCCAACAUAUCCAGCUAAUUUUCCCCCAAAUAGUACCAAUUAUCCACCAGCGUUUCCUCCGACAAAUGUUUCGGUGCCUCCCCCUCCCGUGAAUACAAUGAAUCACAUUGUUCCACCGAUGCAUCAUAUUGGUUCAACUAGUACCAUUAGACCUGCACCACCUGCCCCUACUACACCACAACCACCAUUUCAGCCAUACCCUUACCCCACAAACGCAUCAUAUUUUCCUCCGAGUAAUCCGGUCCCUCCGACGCCCACACCGCGCACCUAUUACCCACCACAAUCUUAACACAUGGAAAUUAACAACGCCAAAAAUAUAAUUCCUACCGAUGUAAGUAUCAUUAUCUUAUUUAAAGUUAGUAUUAUCGAGGAGAUACUAAACGAAGUCUUGUAAAUAUUGUAAAUAUGUAAGAUUUACU